CCACCUCCUGCCUGUGCACAGCCAGCAGCUGGCCAUGCUGGGGACACCGGGGACAUCGGGGACACCGGGGACAGCGGGACGGAGCUGCUGGACCCGGGGUGGCCAGGCAGGGAUGGCCACCAGGAGCCACCAGGAGCCACCAGGAGCCACCAGGGGACAGGGGGGCACCCAAGGGUCCAACAUCCGUGGAACCAACUCCCCGAGCAGAGAACCAAACACAGAAAGAAACAACGGGGCUUUGCCAGUGAUUCCAUUAAUUCCAAGCUGGAUUGGGAAGGUCUGGCAGUGCUUGGGAGGCUGUGGAAAGCCGUUGUGGCUGGAGCUGGAGCAUCCUCAAAACUCCACCUGACCUCUGGGCAGCAGUGGGAGCACGGAUCUGCCCCGGCAGAUUCUCCCUGUCCUUCCCUGGAUGUGCCGAUGGAGCUGCCACCCUCUCUGCUGUUCCAGCUCUCCCAAGUUCCCCUGGAGAAAGAAACCAAGAUGCUCCAUAAACAAAGGAUCCCUGCCCAGGACUCGUGAUGGAGCACCGUGGGUGAGGGAGGAUCCCACCAAAGCUCCUUUGACAUGGAGAGGCCCAAGCACCCAUCAGCUUCCCCAGAGGGUGCAGCACAGCCUGAGGCAGCUCCAGUUCCACCAGCAGCCCUGGCAUAUCCCUGAGGAAACAGAGGGGAUGGGCCAGUGAUCUCAGUUGUUCUCUUGGAGCCAUUCUUGUUGAACUGCCAGAGCGCGAUUCCUCCUGCUGCCCUCAGCUGGAGUUUUGGUCGUGGUUCCGUGGGCAGAGCUGGAGAAAGUGCUGCUCCCCUGCGCCGUGGGUUGUGUGUCCCCUCGGUUACUGUGGCAGGGAUCCCCACUGAAGGACGAGCCAUGCAGUAGGAGCCAGCACAUCCCACGGAAGAGCAGGACCCAGGGCUGCAGGAGGGACGGGACAUGUGGAGCCUCAGCUGCCUCCUCCGGGGACUCCUCCUCAUCCUCAGCACCACCAGCACAGAGGGCUUUGCCCAGGCAGGGCGCAGGGUGUGCUCAGCCGCGGGGACACCGAGCCGCCUGAGCGCCCACGCCGAGUCCCACGUGCAGCCCGUGUACCAGCCCUACCUCACCACCUGCCAGGGCCAGCGCCUCUGCAGCACCUACAGGACCAUCUACAGGGUUGCCUACAGACAGAGGUCCAGGCAGCUGCCCCAGCCCAUGGCCUCGUGCUGUCCUGGAUGGAGCAGGGCAAACGGCCACACACUGGGCUGUAACAGAGCUGUGUGCUGGGAGCCGUGCCAGAACGGAGGGAGCUGUGCCUUCCCCGGGAGAUGCUCCUGCCCCCCCGGCUGGACGGGGCGAGCCUGCCAGACAGAUGUGGAUGAAUGUGCCAGCCAGAGCCACGGGUGCAGCCAGCUCUGCAUCAACACAGCCGGGAGCUUCCACUGCGCCUGCCGGGACGGCUUCAGCCUGGCUGCCGAUGCCAAGGGCUGCCAGCCCCUGGUGCCAGCCUCUGGGACAGACACCUCCAGCCAAGCAGGUGCCUCCAGUGAAAUGAAGGAAGAAAUGAAGGACCUGAGGAGCAGAGUGGAAGCACUGGAGCAGAAGCUCCAGCUGGUGCUGGCCCCCUUCCACAACCUGAUGCUGCCAGAGGAUGUCGGUGCAGACCCCAUCAGCCGCCUGUCCCACUCCCUCCAGCAGCUGGACAGGAUUGACUCCCUAAGUGAGCAGAUUUCUUUCCUGGAGGAGAGGCUGGAGACCUCAGAGGCACCAGGUCAGAGCUCUGAGAGCCGUAAGGAUUUUGGCCCCGAUCCAGCACAGGCUGUUACUGUCACUGGAUUUGGGGACAUUGUGCACAGGGCCCAGGCAAGGACUGUGACAUGCCAAAGAGGUGAGAGCGACACUGCUGAGUGCGGGGGGAUGAAGCCAGCCUGGGGUUGUUUGCCAAAAGGAAAGCAGCAAGUGUGGGUGACAUUCCCAGAGGUUCAGGUCAGUCUCAAUCUGCCAGGCUAAUGACUGAAUUUAUCUGACUGAAUUUGGUUUUUUUUC
Messenger RNA from Haemorhous mexicanus (house finch), 2016 nucleotides. It is a transcript of the gene EGFL7, whose product is annotated as EGF like domain multiple 7. The transcript has 13 exons. The record is from RefSeq and is a predicted model, not a curated record. NCBI's taxonomy places the organism in Eukaryota, Metazoa, Chordata, Aves, Passeriformes, Fringillidae. Gene Ontology annotation, biological process: anatomical structure development. Gene Ontology annotation, molecular function: signaling receptor binding; calcium ion binding. Gene Ontology annotation, cellular component: extracellular region; cell surface. Bases 928 to 1980 code for a protein of 350 amino acids.